AUGUCUGAGGCCACGCCGCUACUACUGGCUCAAACGGCUGCUUAUACAAAUGAAAUUCUACAGGGGAGGCUGAAUCAGACACAAGAUAAUGGAAAGAAGGCUAAGUUGGGCACGUUUGAGGGUGUCUUUCUCCCGACAACGCUCAAUGUGCUUUCGAUCUUGAUGUUCUUGCGUUUUGGAUUCAUUAUAGGACAAAUGGGUAUAAUGGGGUCAUUGUUGCUCUUGGUAAUGUCGUUUGUGAUCGACAUCUUGACCGUCUGCUCUGUUAGUGCUAUUUCGACAAACGGCACUGUUCGAGGAGGUGGAGCCUAUUACAUGAUUUCUCGAUCAUUGGGACCGGAGUUCGGUGGCGCCAUAGGCAUUAUCUUCUUCAUUGGCCAAAUCUUGAAUUCAUCCUUGAACGUUGUUGGUUUCAUUGAGCCGCUUUUGGUUAACUUCGGCAAGGCCCAAGGCGAUGUGCUACCUUUGCUACCUGUGUCUUACUGGUGGCAAGUGAUCUACUCCACAAUCCUUCUUAUGCUUUGUACUAGUGUGGCACUUGUUGGUGCAUCCUUGGUGUCGAAGACGGCAUUUUGGUUGUUCAUCCUACUCACUACCAGCACUCUUCUGAUCCCGCUUUCUGCAUUAAUAGUCGGGCCGGGAAAUCCCCUUUCCCCUCCGUACGACGAUUUGUGGUACUCGGGUAUAUCUUGGAAGACAAUACAAGAGAAUCUAUGGCCAAACUUCACGAGUGGAGCAGCUGGAUCCUUGUUACCUCCAGGUGAACCAGAGACUUUCAAAAACCUUUUCGGGAUAUUCUUCCCUGCCACUGCUGGAAUUUUUGCUGGAGCAUCAAUGUCUGGCGAACUCAAAAACCCCUCACGGUCGAUUCCUAGAGGAACACUAUUUGCAUUAAGCCUUAGCUUCUUUCUUUACUUCUUAGUCAUUAUCUCAUUGGGUGCUUCCGUCCCCAGAGAAUUAUUUCACAAGGACAUUAAAAUCAUUCAGACGGUUAACAUAAAUGGGUUGAUUAUCAUCAUUGGUGAGGUUUCGACGUCCCUAUUCUCAGUCAUCAUGGGCAUUGUGGGUGGUGCCACUGUACUCAACGCAAUUGCUGUUGAUAAAAUCAUUCCAGGUUUGUCAUGCUUCUCAACAGCUCGAAAGCUGCCAAAGGAGAAAAAGCGUGCCCAAUCAUACGCCAUAUUGCUCACUUGGGCUAUCGCUCAGGUUUUCCUUUUCUCUGAUAUCAAUCAGAUUGCUACAUUCAUCACGAUGGCAUUCCUCAUGACCUUUUUGGUGACAAAUCUUGCAUGCUUUCUUUUAAGAGUCGGGUCUGCGCCAAACUUCAGGCCUUCAUUCAAAUACUUCAGCACAAAAACCGCUUUUUCAGGAGGCUUGGUCUCAGUGCUUGCAAUGUAUUUAGUGGACGGUGUAUCCGCUACGUCAGUCAUAGUGUUUUUGAUUUUCCUCAUCAUGAUUAUUCACUACACCACGCCGCCACUGAACUUCGGCGACAUCUCUCAAUUAUUGAUCUAUCAUCAGGUUCGAAAAUACUUACUACGCUUGAAGCUAAAUAUGAGUGUCAAAUAUUGGAGACCUCAAAUCCUACUCCUUUGCGACAACCCACGUACAUCGUGGAAUUUGAUCGCAUUUUGCAAUCACUUGAAGAAGGGCGGCCUUUAUAUUUUAGGUCAUGUUGUAUUGAUGAGUGAUGACUCGGCGGGCCAGAGUGAUGUGAAUUCUGAAUUCAAUGUCUCUUCGUACAAAGAAAUUCGAAAGCAGAAAAAUGCAUGGACUAAACUCCGUGAUAUGGCCAAAAUCAAGGCCUUCGUUCAAAUUGCCAUCGGUCCUUCCCUUCCUUGGGGCGUCAGGAACGUCUUUCUUGGUUCUGGUUUGGGAGGAAUGCGUCCGAACAUCACGGUUUUAGGAUUUUAUGAUUCUCAGAAACAUGGCGUUGAAUUGCCGUUGAAGCAGGAACAAAGAUCCUUGUCCACGCUCCAUCUACCCACUGAUGAGUGCAGAAAGGAGAGGAAAGUAUCUGUCAAUCAGUGGGUUCAAAUUGUGGAAGAUCUAGUGAUAAUGCAAGCCACUGUCGCUGUUGCGGGUAAUUUCAGCCGUAUGGAGGUACCCAUCCUCCUGGGCAGUAGAUGGACAAGAAAGUUCAAAAGUGAUGCUGAGAAGAGAUAUAUUGAUCUUUACCCAAUUCAGAUGUCAUCAAUUUGUUUAAUGGAUGACGGCAAAUCUGUGAUGUCCACCAAUUUCGACACAUAUACUUUGAUUCUUCAGCUUGGUGCUAUCCUUUCGACAGUCGACGAAUGGGAAAAGAACAAUUAUCAUUUGAGAAUUAUCGUUUUUGUUGAAAGCGCCAAUGAGGUCGAAGACGAAUUGACGAGACUUAAAGAUUUGCUUGUCUCUUUGAGAAUCGAUGCGGAAACAGUGGUGAAGUGUUUCGAGGAUGGUUUCCUUCACUCUUACAACUUCAUGGUAAAAGGCUAUACUGUGUCCCCUGCUACACAGAAAGAUUUCAACCACAUAAACCAUGUGCUUCACAGUGAUCAAUGGUGGAUUAACUUAUGUGAUGCUCGGGAAUCUAUGCGCCAGAUCGAGAGGCAAAAGUUGCAGAGAAGGCGGUCUGGCAAAAAGAUGAAGUCCAUCGAUAUCAAAGAUGAACGGAAGUAUGACCCUGUUCUGUUCAAUCUUUCGAAGAGUAACAGCUCACCCAUUACCGGACCAAGUCUUAAAAACAACAGACGUUACACUUUAUCAAACUUGCAUGGUCAAGGUUUGUCACUUUCCUUUAACAUGAAGGCACAAGGCGGAGAAAGCUUUUAUGCCUACGAGUCGGAAGACAGCAGUGAUAGCGAGUUGGAAGGAAGUGUUCACAGCAGUGUUGGGGAUGGCACCGGUAGGCAGCGGACUCCCGAAAUCUCCAGUCCCGAGCAACGACCAUCAGAAGAAUCUUCACCUUUGGGAAAGAAACCGUUGAGGACGCCCAAUCCGCCACCCUCAUCUGCUAAUCAGCAACGCCACCCUCAAAGAGACUAUGGUAACAAGCCAGGUAACGCUCUCUUGGCAAAGUACACCACUUCACUAGGUGCUAUGUCCUCUGACCAGCUCUCGGUCAAAUCGUCUAUGUCGAACCUUCGUCCAAACUUCCUGUCGGUAAAGAUACCUCAAUCUAGAGUAAGAGAUGAGGAGGAUGAAGAGCCUCUGGCGCCUCAAGAUGAAGAUGAUGAGCAUAGCGAGACUAACAAACCGCUGAUUCAAUUCAUCGAGGAUGAACAAGACAAGGCAAAGGGCUCUCUGAAGGAUCCAGCUGAGAAGAGUUUGGCUGCCAAGGUACCAACACCAAGAAACGAAAGCUCACUUUCAAUUGCCCAAAGGCCCAGCAUGAAGAGGGCACCAUCCAUCAUUGCUAAUAAUGACAUUAAGGAGCAUAUCAGAUCACCAAAAUUUGUCACGGGAGACGAUGACGACGAAGAAAUACAUGAGGAGAAUUUGAAUCACCCUACAGAUACAACAGAUUCAGAUAGCGCCCCCAUGACCAAAAAGCUUACCCUGAGACAACUUCUGGAAGAAUUGAAAAACCUCACAUUCAAUGAUUUACCAGCGAAGGGUCAACAUAUCAUCUUAAAUGAGCUCAUGAGGCAGAUCUCUGGAGAUGGUAAGACUGCAGUGAUUUUCUCCACACUUCCAGCCCAGUGA
Messenger RNA from Candidozyma duobushaemuli, 3684 nucleotides. RefSeq lists its product as uncharacterized. The coding region runs from base 1 to 3684 and encodes 1227 amino acids. Gene Ontology annotation, biological process: chloride transmembrane transport; chloride ion homeostasis; cell volume homeostasis. Gene Ontology annotation, molecular function: potassium:chloride symporter activity. The transcript has a single exon. The record is from RefSeq and is a predicted model, not a curated record. Gene Ontology annotation, cellular component: membrane. Lineage: Eukaryota; Fungi; Ascomycota; Pichiomycetes; Serinales; Metschnikowiaceae.